Capsicum annuum is the source of this 1074-nucleotide messenger RNA. Its product is annotated as protein CHROMATIN REMODELING 25-like. Lineage: Eukaryota; Viridiplantae; Streptophyta; Magnoliopsida; Solanales; Solanaceae. The record is from RefSeq and is a predicted model, not a curated record.
UCAUCAUUUUUCUCCAAAAUCAGUACCAGAUGUAAUUUUCCAGGCUGCAUCAGGAGAUGAGGUUUCGUUUGUUUUCACCAGUCAAGCGGAUGGCAAGCUCGUUCCUGUUGAAUAACUAUAAAGCCAACAGAACAGGUGGGAAAUAGAGAUUCGCCUCAUUUCAAAGAAAUACUUACGAGAAAGUUCACGUUUUCAUGUCCACGUCAAGCACCAUCACCGAAGACGUCAAGAGAACUCAUGUUCGAAACUGGAUUUGAUAUUGCAAGCUCAAUCACUGUCCGCACCAACUCGGAAUGGAGCUUCUACAAAUAUAUUACCUGCAAUUUUUAAACCUUUGCAAAAGCCAAGCAAGUCAAAUAGAUCCUUAUGAUCCAGGCAAUCCACUAGGGUCCAGGAAUCCCUAGAACCUGAAAAUCCUUAUGAUCCAGGCAGUCCUACAGCCUCUGAUAUGGAACCUCCCCCUACCAUAUCCCGUCAAAAAGUUAGGACCGACUUCAGCCUACUCGUCAUCAAAUCUGAUGAAGAAUAUACACCUGACCUUAAAACUCUUGAAGUUCGCUGGUACCUCCCUAAAGACGCAAUAAAGAGGAAAUGGUACACCAGUACCUAUUCCAAAGAACAACAAAAGGAGUUAGGUCGGCUAUGGAUAGCCGAUAUGAAAAGACUCCGAUGUGACAUAGAAUUCUUUCGAUGGUUUGAGUUUACCAGAAGAAUGGAAAACCAGAAUGAAUCCCUUAACGUUAUCAUUAAUAAAUGGUAUACCUAGAGUAACAAGAUAAUUGAAUCCGUUACUCCUCCUCUUGAAGGGAUAAAAAUUCCUCAUUCCAAUGAAGUCCUCAAUGCUUCACCCUUUAAGAAGAAGCAUGAUAGACCCCUAUCAGCCCUUAUUAAUAGAGACCUCGAUAGGAUAGUUGAACAAAACAACUAUACUAAUCAGGUCCUUCACACUAUCUCCCAACAAAUAGGAGAUACUAAAAACUCGAUACUUCCUUUUAGUUCCCCCGCUCCUGAGAAAGGGACUCCAAGCCCUAAUCCUAUAGCCAACCCCAUCUUUAAGAUCCCUGAAUUCCAAAA